AUGGAAAUUUCAAAGGAUCACUUUAUUGCUGGUGUCAUUGGUGGAGUUGCCUCCCUUUUCCUCGCUAUGGCAGCAAGAAAUGUAAUGUUCAAACAUAGAAGAGGUAAAUGGAUGAGAAACAGACAACAAUCUGAAGUUGUUACUAUGAAUUCAGAUAAUAUGCCAGCUGCAAUUGGACCAUAUUCAAAGGGUAAAUUGAUCAAGCUCCAAGAUGGUAGCUCCAUGGCUUACUCAUCAGGCCAACUUGGUCUAGAUCCCAAGACCAAUGAACUCAUCAGUGAUGACGUCGAGGAGCAAGCUCAUCAAGUAAUCAAGAAUUUGAAGGCUCUCGCUGAGGAUAAUGGAAUGACUCUUCAAGAUACUGUGAAAAACGUAGUUUAUUUAGUGGAUAUGGCUGACUUUGCCAAAGUUAAUGAAGUCUACAAGAAAUACUAUUCAGCUGAAUAUCCAGCCAGAACCUGUAUUGCAAUCAAGGCUCUUCCUAAAGGAGGAAAAGUUGAGAUUGAAUCAGUAUUCUUCAAGGCCGCUGAAAAGAAGGGAUGCUGUGCAGGACACUGA
This is a messenger RNA of Stylonychia lemnae, 558 nucleotides long. The record is from the annotation of a GenBank genome assembly. Lineage: Eukaryota; Ciliophora; Spirotrichea; Sporadotrichida; Oxytrichidae.